AUGGUGAAAUUGGUAUUGGUACUCCGCCUCAAAAAAUUCACCGUGCUUUUCGAUACCGGUAGUUCUAACCUUUGGCUGCCAUCAGCCUAUUGCAAUUUCUCGGUUGCAUGUCUAGUUCAUAAGAGGUACAAGUCAACGCGUUCGAGCACAUACGAGAAGAAUGGAACUGCCGCCUCAAUUAAUUACAUGACUGGAUCAGUCUCUGGUAUUUUUAGUAAAGAUGAUGUCAAGAUUGGUGAUAUGGUCAUCAAGGGUCAGGAUUUUAUCGAGGCGAUAAGGGAGCCUGGUAUAACAUUUGUGAUUGCUAAAUUUGAUGAAAUCUCUGUUGGAAAUGUUGUUCCUCCUUUUUACAAAAUGGUGGAACAAGGGAUGAAACCGGUAUUUUCAUUUUGGCUUAACCGUAACCCGGAGGAUGAAAAUGGUGGUGAAAUUGUAUUUGGAGGUGUUGAUCCAAGCCACUUCAAGGGAACACAUAUAUACUCUCUCGUGAGGGGAGAGGGUUACUGGCAGUUUCCUAUGGGUGAUAUUCUCCUGAACGGUAAACCCACUGGAUUCUGCAAAAAUGGAUGUGGUGCGAUGGCGGAUUCUGGGACAACUUCGAUUGCGGGUCCAGCGAGUGAUAUUGCGGUGAUAAACCAUUAUAUUGGAGCAACUGGAAUUGUUAACCUCCAAUGCAAGACUAUUGUGAAGCAAUAUGGAAAGGCCAUUUUGGAUUUACUUGUAGCUGGGACUCCACCAAAGCAAAUUUGCGCAUCGCUAGGUUUAUGCAGUUUUGGUGUCAGUAUGGGAAUUGAAUCGGUAGUGAAAAUGGAAAACGGAACAUUGUCAAGUGGUUUGGGAGAUGCACAAUGUACUGCAUGUGAGAUGACACUUGCUUGGAUACAGUAUCAGUUGAAACAAGGCAUGAAUGAAGAACAAAUAUUGAACUUCGUCAAUACGUUAUGUAAUAACAUGCCCAACGGCAAAACGGGAAUGUUAGCAGUCGACUGUACAAAAAUCUCGACCAUGCCCACAGUUUCUUUCACCAUUGCAGGCAGAAUCUUCACUCUUACUCCAGAGGAGUACAUUGUGAAGCUCGGGGGUCCUCUGGCUAUAUGCAUUAGCGGUUUUACAGCACACGAUGUUCCUCCACCUCGUGGACCUUUCUAUUGGACCCUGGGAGAUGUGUUCAUGGGAAAAUACCACACCGUAUUCGACUAUGGCAAUAAACGAGUUGGGUUUGCAGAAGCAAAGUGA
Molecule: messenger RNA, 1236 nt
Organism: Arabis nemorensis
Lineage: Eukaryota; Viridiplantae; Streptophyta; Magnoliopsida; Brassicales; Brassicaceae
Source: the annotation of a GenBank genome assembly